Pseudocercospora fijiensis CIRAD86 is the source of this 2394-nucleotide messenger RNA. RefSeq lists its product as uncharacterized. Lineage: Eukaryota; Fungi; Ascomycota; Dothideomycetes; Mycosphaerellales; Mycosphaerellaceae. The coding region runs from base 1 to 2394 and encodes 797 amino acids. The transcript has a single exon. The record is from RefSeq and is a predicted model, not a curated record.
AUGGCCGAUCGAAACAACACCUCUGAGUCCGUCGACAGCCAAGCACCGCUACACGCUGUCCCUGAAUCCAUUCAUCCUCAGCGGCCCCGCCAGCCACCACCUCCGCCCGCGCCAACCUCAAUAUCACCUCAAGAUUCCUAUUCUUCGCGCGCACGAGCAGACUCACGCGCGACCUCGCGACCGCCGCCGCCGCCGCCGCCGCCUGUCCUCCACCAGCCGCAGCAACCUGUCAAGGAUGCCGUCAAUGCAGCCUUCGACUGCACGCCGAGCGCGCAAUUGGACCCGGAAGUGGAGAAGAGAUUGAUUGAGCAGGUGACGGAGCAGGUGAUCAAGAACUUGCAUCUCGUCAAUCUCUCCACCGCCGCCACUCCAACCUCUUCCACCGCGUCUCAGCAAGCUCAGCCAUCACUCUCAACUGCCUCUCGCUCGCCGACGCAGCCCUCACCGACCCACACCCAGAGCUCCACCACCGAAUCCUUCCCGUCGCACUUCACGCCGCCCUCGCCGCUGCAGGAGCGCGACGCUUACUAUAAGAACAGCAAAGCCUCGUCGCCCGAGCGUGCCCCUUCCGAUGCUGGGAGCGUGUAUAGCAAGCAAAGCAAGGAGAGCAUGAGGAGUUAUGGCAGCACCCAAUCCAACAAGGAUGUGGACAUCACCCCGCGUGCAUCGCAGCCGGGAAUGACCGGUUUCACGUUGAAGCGCAGUAAGACUAUGGCAGCACCCGAAAUGAUCGCGAGCGACACGCUGUCUCGUAGGAGAGGCUCUUCGGAGAUGACAGCUCGGCAGCUGAGGCGGCGAGAUAGCCGUGGUUCAUUUGACGGAGCGUCGCGUAGUAAGCCACGGCCUCCAAAAGUGGAUGAGGUGCCAGUGGACAAUGAAGAACCUACCAUGCUGGAGCAGUAUUGGAAGCCACUUUUCGAAACUGACGGAAGCCCGACACCUCGCCUCGGCCAGUUUCUGAGAGGCCUCGCACAGCAUCUGAUCGACGACUACGAGCCAAAGGGAAGCUUGGUGAUUGGACCUAAGAAGAUGCUUCGGUUCCUGGAAGAGACAAAAGUGGGUGGCGAGCAUUAUCCCUGGCAAACCAUCUUUGGCGGCAACAUGCGUUUCGAAUCCAUCUCAAGCAUGUAUCGGAAGCUGCUCUGCCAACACCACUUUAUACAAGCUCAGUCGCAGUACCACGAAGCUCCCGCUGUGCCGGCGCUAACGCCACAUGGCUUCGAGCAGUUCAUGACUUGUCUGAUCCAAGCGCACCCGGACACUGAGUUCGAGCGACUCACCAAGGCCGUGAGGGAUAUGCCCAUUUCGAAUGCUGAUGACAGUAAAGAGCGCUUCCCGAAGCAGCUGUCACGAAGACUGCUACCCCGUCAACCGGUCGUCCAAGCGGAGCAGAGGUUGAUCUCCAGUCUGCAUCAUGAGCCAGAUCUUGUCCCUCUGGAGAGAGUCGAGAGGGCCAUGCCGCCUCCUCCGCCAUCUGCACCACCUCAGACUACCUCCGCGCCACCUUCAGCAGUCCCACCGCAGACCGCGUUCCCAGAGCGAGAGAGGAAGCCUUACUCGCAUACAACACAGCAAUCGAAUGCUGUUGAUGAUGACGAUCUGACUUCUCCGCCUGCAAUACCAAUCGAACGAGAACGCAAGCCGUACUUUGCGAAAGAAGGCACUGGAAAGCAAUACGAACCAGAGAUUAACGCCGAGCGGGAGCGCGACAGAGACCGCGAGCGUGAGAGGGAACGCGAGAGGGAGCGAGAUAGAGAAAGAGAUCGUGCCUCGCGUGAGCCUAGUCGGCCAAAUCAAGCUCCUCCUGGACGACCGUUGCGGAUGAACUCGGGCUCUGGUGCAGUACCACAAGGAUCUUACAAUGAUGGGACUGGCCCAGACAUGCCAUCAUCUGGCCGAAAUGCCCACCGAAUGUCGCAGCCACCGCCCGUGAAUCCCAGCUACUCAACCCCCAAGGCCUCUCGUCGCAGGUCGCCUACCGCUAGUGGCUAUCGAAGUGCUCCAAUGGACAUUAACCAGAUACCAGCCUCAGAGUAUGCAUCAAAUCUACGUGGCCCACCUAGAGAUCGCUUUACAGGUGAUCCAGAUGAGGAUGUACUGCGAUACAAUGACAGCCGAAGAGCUGGAGGAAGGAAUGCAACCUUUGAAGACGACUACGGUGGUCGACCUGUACCAUCACGCAAUGCGCCUCCCGCUCCCAGUGCCGCAUAUGAUUCGGCAUUAUAUGGCUCAGCAGGUCCAACAGCGAGCAGCUCCGGGGGCCGGAAUUCCAUACCUGGAGGUUCUGAAGACAGACGGCGAACUUGGUACCCAGGCAUGGCUGGUACUGAUGGCUACGGAAGCUAUUCUGGAGGCCAGAAUGGAGACAACUAUCGUGGCUCGUCGCAAUACUAG